Messenger RNA from Gracilinanus agilis (Agile Gracile Mouse Opossum), 285 nucleotides. Its product is annotated as cornifin alpha-like. The transcript has a single exon. The coding region runs from base 1 to 285 and encodes 94 amino acids. NCBI's taxonomy places the organism in Eukaryota, Metazoa, Chordata, Mammalia, Didelphimorphia, Didelphidae. The record is from RefSeq and is a predicted model, not a curated record.
AUGGCUUCCCAGCAGCAGAAGCAGCCCUGUACUUUCCCUCCCCAGGAGCCAUGUGCUCCCAAAACCAAGGAGCCCUGCCAUCCCAAGAUGCCAGAGCCUUGCCAUCCUAAGGUGCCAGAGCCCUGCCAUCCCAAGCUGCCAGAGCCUUGCCAUCCCAAGAUGCCAGAGCCAUGCCAUCCCAAAGUGCCAGAACCAUGCCAUCCCAAGGUGCCAGAAUCUUGUAUAACCACUCCAUCUCUAUCUCAAGAGAAGUGCCCACAGGUCCCCAAGACCAAGCAGAAGUAA